AUGGCACUGUCUGACGAUUUCGUGGAACAGUCAUGCGGAGGAAGCAGGUCAUCACUAUUCCCAUAUUUCCCAAUACGCAGUCUAUUUUGUGCCUCUAUAGGCGGCAACAUUGGUAAGUCUGAUGAGGAAGUGGAAUUUGGUUCGCUUAAAUAUUUUCUUUUAUGUGGUGUGGGUGGAGUGAUCUCAUGUGGUACCACACAUACGUCUAUUGUUCCACUUGAUCUUGUCAAAUGUCGAAUACAGGUGAAUCCGGAAAAGUACAAAGGAAUUAUACAAGGCUUUCGAACUACAGUAAGAGAAGAAGGCUUUCGUGCUUUGGGGAAAGGAUGGGCGCCAACAUUAGUUGGAUAUUCGCUCCAAGGACUUGGAAAAUUUGGUUUUUACGAGAUGUUUAAAAUUUUCUAUAGUGACGUGCUGGGUGAGGAAUUAUCUUAUCAGUGGCGUACAAGUUUGUAUUUGGCUGCUUCUGCGUCUGCAGAAUUUUUCGCUGACAUUUUACUGGCACCAAUGGAGGCUACGAAGGUUCGCGUUCAGACGUCUCCAGGUGCUCCACCAACACUUCGUGGUUGUGCACCAAUGAUAUAUAGAAAUGAAGGAAUGACAGGCUUUUACAAAGGUCUACCACCACUUUGGAUGCGUCAGAUACCUUACACCAUGAUGAAAUUUGCGUGUUUUGAACGUACAUUGGAAGCAUUAUAUAGGUAUGUGGUACCAAAACCACGUUCUGAAUGCACAAAGCAAGAACAAUUAGUAAUUACGUUCGUCGCUGGAUAUAUUGCCGGUGUGUUCUGUGCUAUCGUUUCUCAUCCGGCGGAUACAAUCGUUAGUAAACUCAACCAAGAUACGGGCUCCUCCGCGAGUGCAAUCGCUAGAAAAUUGGGUUUUAUGGGUCUCUGGAAAGGACUUUUUCCUCGUAUUAUAAUGAUAGGUACGCUUACGGCAUUGCAAUGGUUUAUUUAUGAUUCUGUGAAAGUGUAUUUUAAAUUGCCUCGUCCACCACCGCCAGAAAUGCCGCUCUCUUUACGUAAAAAGCUGGAAGCAGCCGGGAAAUCGUAA
Brugia malayi is the source of this 1056-nucleotide messenger RNA. RefSeq lists its product as uncharacterized. The record is from RefSeq and is a predicted model, not a curated record. Gene Ontology annotation, biological process: mitochondrial phosphate ion transmembrane transport. Gene Ontology annotation, cellular component: mitochondrial inner membrane. Gene Ontology annotation, molecular function: phosphate transmembrane transporter activity. NCBI's taxonomy places the organism in Eukaryota, Metazoa, Nematoda, Chromadorea, Rhabditida, Onchocercidae. Bases 1 to 1056 code for a protein of 351 amino acids. The transcript has 6 exons.